This is a messenger RNA of Hibiscus syriacus, 927 nucleotides long. RefSeq lists its product as uncharacterized. NCBI's taxonomy places the organism in Eukaryota, Viridiplantae, Streptophyta, Magnoliopsida, Malvales, Malvaceae. Bases 1 to 927 code for a protein of 308 amino acids. The transcript is spliced from 2 exons. The record is from RefSeq and is a predicted model, not a curated record.
AUGUUGAUGCGUGUGAAUGGGGAUAUAGAGUCCGAAUCUGAAUAUGAUGAGCAAGACACCCCUUUAGUGGAUGAUGAUGAAGAUGAUGACCAAUUACAGACUUGUGAAACAGGUGAAGCACUUGUGGUUAAGAGAAUGGUAGUUGUACUAACGUUGCAAGUAUUGUUGGUUGACAAGUUAGGGCUGAAAACGAAAAAGCAUCCCAAUCCAUACAAGCUACAGUGGUUGAAUGAUGCUGGAGAGUUAAAGGUCACUAAACAAGUUCUUGUGGCAUUUUUCAUUGAAAAGUACAAGGAUGAAGUGUUGUGUGAUGUUGUGUCAAUGGAUGCCACUCAUUUGUUGUUGGGACGUCCGUGGCAGUUUGAUAAAAACGUGAUGCAUGAUGAUGGUUUCACAAAUAAAUAUUCUUUUAUGAAUGCAGGUAAGAAAAUCACCUUAGCACCUUUGACACCAAGUCCAGUGCAAGAAGAUCAAGUUCGUUUGAAAAUGAACAGUGAAGAAGCAAAAGGGAAGAAAAAGAUGAACGUGUAUGCAAGCAGAAAAGAAAUCAGGAAAUGUCUUUCCUCUCAGCAGUCUUUACUUAUUUUAAUGUAUAAUGAGCAUUGUUUAUUGGGUGAAAUUCCCACUGAUUUGCUUGUGUCUAUUUCAUCUCUUUUGCAGGAAUUUGAAGACGUGUUUUUAGAUGAGACACCGAGUGGAUUGCCACCUAUUCGGGGCACUCAGCAUCAGAUUGACUUUAUUCCGGGUGCCACUAUUCCAAAUAGGCCAACAUAUCGAAGUAAUCUCGAAAAAAUGAAAGAAAUUCAUAAGCAAAUCACUGAGUUGAUGGAGAAGGGUUACAUUCGAGAGAGCUUGAGUCCGUGUGCUGUACCAUUGUUGUUGGUGCCAAAGAAGGAUGGAACGUGGAGAAUGUGUGUUGAUUGUUGA